AUGGAUUUUAAGAGAGUGAGUUACUUGGGGUGGUGUUUUGUUCUGGUUUUGGUAGGUUUAUGGAUGGUAGAAGCGAAGGGAAAGGAUGAAGAAGAUGAUGAUGUUGUUGUGCAUGAAUGGAAAGAAUACUCAGCAGUUUAUAACUUUGGGGACUCAAAUUCAGACACAGGAACAUUUUCUGCAGCAUUUGCAGCGGUUUUUCCUCCCAACGCUCAAUCUUUUCCUGGAAAUCUCCUCCCUAAAAGGAACUGUGAUGGCCGUCUCAUCAUUGAUUUCAUCUGUGAAGAGUUGAGGAUGCCAUACUUGAGUUCAUACUUGGAUUCCAUUGAUUCAAAUUACAAUUAUGGGGCAAACUUUGCAGCGGGUGGUUCAUCCAUUCGACAGACAGGCUUUAGCCCAAUUCAUUUUGGGCUUCAAAUUUCUCAAUUCAUACAGUUCAAGUCCAGGACAAUGGCUCUCUACAAUCAAACCUCUCACACAGGAGUAGAUGUGCCAGUGAAAAGUAGGUUACCCAAGUCCAUGGACUUCUCCAAUGCCCUAUACACCAUAGAUAUUGGUCAGAAUGAUCUAAGCUUUGGUUUCAUGAGCUCAGAUCCAAGAUCAAUCAGAUCAACAAUCCCAGAUAUAUUGACCCAAUUCUCUCUUGGAUUGCAGCACAAUUUCAUGACUCUUGUGUUGGUUUUGCUUCAGCAACUUUUCAAAGAAGGAGCUAGGUUCUUUUGGAUACAUAACACUGGUCCAAUUGGAUGCUUGCCACGACAAAACAUGGUGAACAAGACCACACCAGAAGACUUGGAUUCUGCAGGAUGCAGAAAUUUUGAGAAUGAGAUUGCUCAGGAGUUUAACAAGCAACUUAAGGAGAUUGUGUUUGAGCUAAGGCAAAAGUUAGCUCCUGCCAUGUUCACCUAUGUUGAUGUCUACUCAGCCAAAUAUGAACUAAUAAAAAAUGCAAGGAAUCAGGGUGAAUAUGUCUCAUAA
Messenger RNA from Sphenostylis stenocarpa, 978 nucleotides. NCBI's taxonomy places the organism in Eukaryota, Viridiplantae, Streptophyta, Magnoliopsida, Fabales, Fabaceae. The record is from the annotation of a GenBank genome assembly.